Messenger RNA from Phaeoacremonium minimum UCRPA7, 3150 nucleotides. Its product is annotated as putative specific rna polymerase ii transcription factor protein. The record is from RefSeq and is a predicted model, not a curated record. Lineage: Eukaryota; Fungi; Ascomycota; Sordariomycetes; Togniniales; Togniniaceae. Gene Ontology annotation, molecular function: DNA-binding transcription factor activity, RNA polymerase II-specific; zinc ion binding. Gene Ontology annotation, biological process: positive regulation of transcription by RNA polymerase II; aromatic amino acid catabolic process. Bases 1 to 3150 code for a protein of 1049 amino acids. Gene Ontology annotation, cellular component: nucleus. The transcript is spliced from 3 exons.
AUGUCCCAGUACAACGUCCACGCCGGCGCAUCUCUCGGCAACGGCGCUCAGGGCCUCUCCUCGCCCAUCUCUCCGCCUGCCCCAGCGACCGCCGCCUCGUCCACUCAACCGCCUACCUCGAACCCGCCCGGCCAGUCUCAGUCUGCCCAGCACAAGCGCGUCUACCAGGCAUGUAUCCCCUGCCGUCGGCGCAAGGUCCGCUGCGACCUCGGCUCCGUCGACAACCCACACGAUCCACCCUGUGUGCGCUGCAGGCGUGAGUCCAAGGAGUGUUACUUCAGUGCCACCCGCCGUAAGAGAAAGACCGACGACGGCUACGAGGAGGGCGGGUCUAUCGAUGACGAUGACUACAUCGUCCGUAACGGCCGCAAGAGGCUGCAUGCGAGCGGAUCCCCGCCUCCGAUAGACAAGAGGCUCUUCAGUGACACCCCUCUCACCCCCGGCGGUUCCAUGGGUCGGAACCAGCCUCUGCGACGCCCCGGAGAACAUGGAUAUAGCUAUGACGACUCGAGGAGCUCGACGGCUGCCCCUAUCGCAACGUCGCGGCGGACAACUGAUCAGUUCGGCGCCGACGAGCCCAACACACCCCUCGAGAACUUCGAGGCUAGAACUGUCAUGAGGAAGGGUGUAUAUGGCCCGCAUGAUGCACUGGACCUACUAUACAAGGCCGCCACAGACAAUAACAAUAUCGGCAGCAAGAUCGAGGGUUCACAUUUGCAGUCGACAAUGUCUACGGCCCACUCGUCUCGUUCUCAGGAUCCUGCGGUCUCUGCGGCUCCACAAGGCAGCGACAGGAGGGAUCAUGCACGACAGACGUCCAGACCAGCCGGCACUAUGGACGCACCCAUUGAUCCUAUGCUGACCAAGACCGACCCCGCGGAUGAACCUGGUUAUGCUGAAGCUUUGAAAGCUUGGGCACGCUUCAGGUUUGUCAGGGCUGGAUGGUUCACGGCCCAGGAGGCUAUCGACUAUAUAGACUACUAUUAUGAAUAUCUUUCACCAUUGACCCCGAUCUCACCGCCUACCUUCCGCAAUCCGGCAUCCCACUAUACUCUCCUGACUGAGGAGCCUAUCUUGACGGUGACACUCUUGACCAUCGCCUCAAGAUAUCGCCGUAUGCCGGGCACCGGCGGCCACUGCCGGUCACAUGCCAUUCAUGAGCAGCUUUGGACAUACCUGCGCGGCAUGAUUGAGCGGGUGGUCUGGGGCCAGGAAGCCUUCGGAGGUGGGUUCUGCGGUUCAGGUGGCAGCGCAGACGAAACCCAGACCUCGAGCACGGCGCCCUGGCGUGGUCUGCGCAAAGGAAGCUUGCGCACAUUGGGCACUAUAGAGUCACUGAUGAUACUCACUGAAUGGCACCCUAGAGCACUUCACUUUCCCCCGGCGGAAGCCAUCGACGAACUGUUACUGCCUACAUUUGAUCCUCGAGAUAGCAUCAUGACAGAUGAUGAUGGUAAUCAGCGGCCAGUUGCCUUUGUCGGUGGCAGGCGAAUCGAAAGCUGGCUGGAGCCUGCAUGGAGGAGCGACCGUAUGUGCUGGAUGCUGCUCAGCACAGCAAUGGGCCUUGCAUAUGAGCUAGGUGUUUUCGACGAUAUUGAUGAAAUGCUUGCUGCAGGAGCUAUAACGCGCCCCGAGUACGAGGAAGAGACAUAUCGCAUUCGAGCUUAUCGCAUCAAGAGAUUGUUGUUGAUAUACUUGACACAGCUAGCAGGUCGGCUUGGAUGGACUAACAUGGUCCCUGAGAAUCUUCGCAAGACUGACCCAGCAGCCUCGCGCCGACGACCAACCUCCACCGAGGGCACGACACCUGGCACGAAUUUAUCAUCCGUGUCCAAUGCAUUCAACUACAUUCCAGAUCUAGAACUCGACGAUCAAAUCAUCCAUUGCUGGGCAGGUAUCAGCAACGCCAUGCAUUUGGGUAAUGAGAAGCUCUUCAGAUCGAGGAAGCAUACCACCGACAUCAUUCAGAGCGGCAAGUAUAUUGGCCACCUAAAGGAGCUUCAGCCGCUGCUUCGCGAAUGGUGGAAGGAAUUCGAGCGCUUCCGUCUACCACCAUACAUCCGACACAUCCUCACCAUCGAAUACGAAUACGUGCGCAUCUACAUCAAUUCUUUGUCUCUUCAGGCGGUUGUGGAGCGAUGUACUAGUAACGCUGUGGGCACAUCUGCCACUGCCCCUGCAGCUACAGGCUCAACUAAUUCUGCGCCACAGUUGAGCCCACAAACCCAGCUAUACUACGGCAAGCUACCUCUGGGACAGCUUGGCGGCUUCGGCGCCGCAGAUCAGGAAUGUAUCAGGGAAGUUGUAGAGGGCAGUCGAAAUCUGCUACGCACUGUGGUUGAGGGGCUGCUCCCUGGAGACUACCUCAAGCACGCGCCUGUUCGAACGUACUUCCGCAUAAUUAGCGGUGCCAUGUUUCUUCUCAAGACCUUCGCUCUCGGAGCCACAAAGUCCGACGUCGAGCUGUCUAUCGGACUCAUGGAUAGAACUGUAGACGCCCUGCGGAACUGUGUUGUAGAUGAUGUUCAUCUUGGUAUCCGCUUUGCUGAUCUUCUGGAGAACCUGACUAGCCGCUUGCGCAAUAGGUUCAUCCAUGCACCGCCGCCACCGAGCUCGAUGCAGACGGUGUCCAAUGACGGUAGAAGCCCCAAUCCGGAGGGUAAGCCGGAGCUGGCUAUCUCUGGUAUGAAUGGUCACGGCCACACUGCGGUGCAGACCAACGGUCAGGAGCAAGCUUGGUCAAAGCUUAGGGAAAGCAUCAAUGGCCAGGAACGUUCCAGCACACCAGCCAACGUCUCCGCCACACCAUUCGACCUCACAACAGGCAACUUCCCAUACCCAUCCGGCUCAACGUCCAUGUUCGGUCCAUCCACGCCAGCCGCGGCGGCCGGCAUGGCCCCAGACAACCAUAUCGGCGGGGGCCAGAACAACAACGCCGCGCUGCCCGACAACAUCUUCGGCGACUCGGACUGGAACAACCCGGGCAACGAGAUGUGGUACCUGCCCCCGGGGCCGGCCUUCUUCCAGAACCUGGGCGCGGCCUCGAACGGCGCCAACAUGGCCGCCGAGAGCGUCGGCGUCGGCGAGCUGGACUUGCUGGACUACAUGGCUAUGGACCAGUUUCCCGGCAUGGACGGGAAUCACUUCUAG